UGACAGAUGGCAGUCAUCCCAAGUGAAUGUGUUUCCACGGAAGCCAAUAUCUAGGAUUCCAUUGUCAUCCAUCAAUUCCUAUGCCCCCUUGGUUUUCUUUUCCAUGGGUGAAAAACAAUGUUGAAGUCUCCCGAAAGCAUCCAUGGCUAGGUGAAAGAAUUAGAUAGAUGUUUUUUUUUUGUUACAUUGAGGUGGAAUAUUCUUUCUAAUGGACUGGUUGUUAAGAUGUUUGGAAGUGGGAUUCUGUGAAGUGUGAAAUAUUGUCAUUUUCUUUCUCCUUUUGAUGUGCAUUACUAGCUAGUGUCAGGAGAGAUUUUCUGAUAAAUACUAGCUUCUUUUUGAGAUGGGGUAUAUUUCUUAGGGUUAGGUUGAGUUGGGUUUGCAGAAAUCUUAGCUGUCCACUCUCUAUGGAUUCUAAUUCAGGAUGAUUUAGAUCUUAAUACAAUUAUCUGUUCUGUGCAGCGGAAAUGGUAAGAAGGCAAGCUUUAUUCCUUGGUGACUCAGAGCUGCAGCAACUGCUUCACAUCUUCAGGAAGGCUGUCAAACUUUUGACUCCUGGAGGGAACAUGCUGGAGUUGGGUCAUGAGCUACGCUUACCCUUUGUUAAUUGGGUUAUAACAAACCAGGUAAAGAUUUGGGAAGACAGGAAGGCAUUGCCACUUUUAAUAUUGAGGCCACAUGAUGACGAACCUAUUAACUCAGUUACAUUCUUGACAGUGCCUCAUCACCCUGAUCACAUAGUUCUUAUCACAAUGGGGUAUUACUCAAUGGCUAAACAGCCAUCGGACUUUGAGGUUCUCAAUCAGGGAAUUUGUGUUCUUUUUCUGAGGGAUGCUGAAACAAAUGAAAACGCCGACUGCUGUAUUGUUGAGAAGAGAAGAAAUGGAUGGAUAAAUUGGGUCUUUUAGCAAAUUUCUUCUGUUCAUUUUGGAUUUUUUUUAUUUUGUAUGUAAUCUAUUUUAUUCAUUCUGGUUUAUUUGUAAACUCUUUUUUACUGCCUUGCCAAAAAAGGAUGAUUGAAAUUCGGCAUUUUCCCCAGAAUUUUAUCACUGAUCUGGGUUUUGUCAUUUUUGAAGGUCAGGAUAAGAUUGUUGAUUUUGAGAUGAAGCUCAUGGACAUUGACAACAAGCAUCUUGGAAUUCCAAAAGCAGAGUAUCAUGCCAUUGUAAAGAUGCCAUCAGCUGAGUUCUCAAGGAUUUGCAAGGACCUCAGCAGCAUUGGAGAUACUGGUAUCAUCAUCAUCAUUGCAUGAGUUAGUAUUGAGAUACUUCCGUACACAUAAUACUGUGUACUGAAUUCACCCACCAUCCAUUGGCUGAAAUUU
Molecule: messenger RNA, 1324 nt
Organism: Magnolia sinica
Lineage: Eukaryota; Viridiplantae; Streptophyta; Magnoliopsida; Magnoliales; Magnoliaceae
Exons: 5
Coding region: 468-908 (146 amino acids)
Biological process (GO): deadenylation-independent decapping of nuclear-transcribed mRNA
Cellular component (GO): P-body
Source: RefSeq, a predicted model, not a curated record